Misgurnus anguillicaudatus (oriental weatherfish) is the source of this 2824-nucleotide messenger RNA. The record is from RefSeq and is a predicted model, not a curated record. NCBI's taxonomy places the organism in Eukaryota, Metazoa, Chordata, Actinopteri, Cypriniformes, Cobitidae.
GGCAGUCAACUUUAGGCAGCUGGAUGCGACGCUCAUUUCAGCACUAAGUUUGUCGGACAGCGCCUCUCUCCCACGCGGGGAAACUUUGAAGACCCUUUUCGUCAACUUCUUUCAUUUUAAACCACUAAACCGAAUUAUGGAUAACACUUUGAAGAACAUCUCUUUCUCUGAGAAUAGCUCAAUCUAUGAAAACUCCACAGACGUUAGAACGUCAGAUGAAGGGGAAACGGUACAUUUCAUCAUCCGAUGCGUUAUACCGUCGGUGUACAUACUUAUAAUAACGAUUGGUUUGUUGGGCAACAUCACACUUGUGAAAAUAUUCAUCACCACCAGCGCGAUGCGAAGCGUCCCCAACAUAUUCAUUUCUAGCUUGGCCGUUGGAGAUAUUUUGCUUUUGGUCACUUGCGUGCCGGUGGACGCGUUCCGGUAUUUUUACGAGGAGUGGAUCUUCGGGACCGUGGCUUGUAAGAUGAUUCCGGUGAUUCAGGACACCUCGGUCGGAGUCUCUGUCUUUACUCUCACGGCACUGAGCGCAGACAGACACAAAGCUAUUGUGAACCCUAUGGACAUCCAGAGCUCCGGUGCAGUAUUCUGGACCUGUCUGAAGGCCAUCGCUAUAUGGAUCGUCUCAGUGCUGCUGGCUGUACCCGAGGCUGUCUUCUCGCAAGUGGUUCACAUGCAAUACAAGAACACGACGUUCACCGCCUGUAUGCCGUAUCCACUUUCCAAUGAGAUGCACCCCAAGAUUCACGCAAUUAUGAUUUUCCUGGUCUACUUUCUCAUUCCUCUGAGCAUUAUCUCUGUCUACUACUAUCACAUCGCAAAGACACUUAUCAAGAGUGCUCAUGAUAUGCCUGGCGAGAUUAGCGAGCACUCCAAAAGACAGACGGAAACCAGAAAGCGUCUAGCCAAGAUUGUCCUGGUGUUUGUGGGCCUCUUCGCGUUGUGCUGGUUCCCUAACCACGUUCUCUACAUGUACCGCUCCUUCAACUAUCUGCAAAUCGACUCAUCGCUGUCACACCUCAUCCUCACGCUGGUGGCGCGCGUGUUGAGUUUCUCCAGCUCCUGCGUGAACCCUUUCGCCCUGUACCUGCUGAGCGAGAGCUUCCGCAGGCACUUCAACAACCAGCUGAUGUGCAGACGUCGCAAAUUACAAGAGCGCAACAGCAGUUACCUCCAGAGCACCACUGCCAUUCGCAUGACAUCCAUCAAAAAGAGCACGGCAGCUGUGACCAACGGACAUGGACAAAAGACUGGAGUCUGCAUUUAACAUCUGACCUCAAACCGCUCACUUUUGGUUUACUAAGACCUGGUAUGAGGGUUAUUGACUUGCAUUGAAGUUUUCGGUGACCCAGCUGCGUGCCGGUUAUUGGUGCAGGAAAGACAGAAGGAUUGCUAUUGUAAAUAUUGCAUGCAACUGUUAAAACUUUGCUUGAGCCCGAGAAUGAAAUUGUUUGCGAAUUAUUCUUAUUGCACCCUGAAAUGAAUGGAUACGUUACUGAUAACAAGACUAAUUCGGUUUCAUGUGAAACAAAAUACAUUUUAGAAAGUAUGAGAUCUGUACAGAUCAAACCAAGGUCUCCAUUAUUGCGUUAUGGCUUCACAUUUGCUAUUCAGAACAACCGUGUUUCCGUUUUCAUGCAAGGGAUGUAGUGGAAAGAUGAAAUGUUAGUUAACUUGUAUAGAUCGAAAGUGCACUUAAUACGGUAAUUGAAUGUUAAGUAAAUAAAACGAGCGGUUUUGAUUUCACCAAUGAAAUUAAACAAAGCCUUUAUACAGGAUUAUUACACAUGUACACCAAAAAUCAUUUUUUUUGCCUAUGGCCGCAUCCUAUUUCACAGACAAAUGCAAUAUAUUCAAUUUAGAAGCAACAGGAGCUAUAGACACAGCCAUUUCCAAUGAAUGUUAAUGCAGACUAAGAUAUAUCAGACAGGUCAUACACUCAAGGGUAAACCGUGGUGAUUGGAUUAAUAUAUGCAUAAACAGAUUACGAUUCAAAAUGAAUAUCAAUUUCGCAACAUGUUUUCCUGUACCUUCCAAAAUAUGAGGCAUAAGGAUAAUAAGAUCAUUGUGGCAGACAUCAAUAUAGCAUCUGCGUAUCAUCUCAUAUUCACCACCAAAUAUUAUCAUCUUAAUUAUUGCAUUAGUUGUGUCUAUUCUGAAAUAUUUUCCUUUGUUAGGAAAUGUACGGUAUCAUGUCUGUAUCUACCAGCACAAAAUAAUCAUUCAACUGUGACUUUAAACCAUUAUUUCUGUAACAAAAUGAAUAGGCGGCCAACACAUAAGCCACAUUAUCAUCUCUCCCAAAACAUCUAUCUCUAACAUGGAAAAAAUUGGCUUUUGUGAUUUCAGUGUUUCUACAGUAUAAUCAAAUGUACCUUUUCAUGUAAACACUACCACUGCAUUUUAACAUUACCCAAUGCUUAAUUUUUAGUUUUACAUGUUUUAUGUUUUGUGUGUUCAUGCAAAGAAGUGAAAAAAAGUUACAGUAUAUGUACAUUUUCCUCCAGCAUUGAUUUUUACUGUCCCACAGAAGCAGGAUCUAAAUAUAAUUUGGUAAGAUUGAUUAAACCGACUCUCUACCCACUUCCCCUGUACUUUAUUGGUUUUUGACUGUGAGAGUAAAUUCAAUGUAUAGGUUAACUUAAACAGUCCUCUUAUACUGGAUCAAACAGAGUUCAAUCAAGUGAUCAAUAAUCUCUAAAAAAAGCAUAAAAUCAAAAAAGUGUUGGUAAAUGCAUGAGUGUAAUCCUUAAAUACUUAAAGAUACAGUAGACACUUUCAGUUAGAUUUUUACUGAAAUAAUGGGUUUUACAUUACACAU